Messenger RNA from Sceloporus undulatus (fence lizard), 2954 nucleotides. RefSeq names its product glutamate ionotropic receptor kainate type subunit 1 (gene GRIK1). Gene Ontology annotation, cellular component: presynaptic membrane; kainate selective glutamate receptor complex; plasma membrane. NCBI's taxonomy places the organism in Eukaryota, Metazoa, Chordata, Lepidosauria, Squamata, Phrynosomatidae. Gene Ontology annotation, biological process: synaptic transmission, glutamatergic; monoatomic ion transport; modulation of chemical synaptic transmission. Gene Ontology annotation, molecular function: kainate selective glutamate receptor activity; transmitter-gated monoatomic ion channel activity involved in regulation of postsynaptic membrane potential. Bases 91 to 2595 code for a protein of 834 amino acids. The transcript is spliced from 15 exons. The record is from RefSeq and is a predicted model, not a curated record.
AUAUUUGAAACUGUGGAAAAUGAACCUCUUAAUGUUGAAGAGUUAGCUUUCAAAUUUGCAGUCACCAACAUUAACCGGAACAGAACACUGAUGCCUAAUACCACAUUAACCUAUGACAUCCAGAGAAUUAACCUCUUUGAUAGUUUUGAAGCAUCAAGACGGGCAUGUGAUCAACUUGCUCUUGGAGUAGCUGCACUCUUUGGACCAUCCCACAGCUCAUCGGUCAGCGCAGUACAAUCUAUUUGCAAUGCACUUGAAGUUCCACAUAUACAGACCCGAUGGAAACAUCCCACAGUGGAUAACAAAGACUCCUUUUACAUCAAUCUCUAUCCAGACUAUGCAGCCAUCAGCCGGGCAGUUUUGGAUUUGGUGCUACAUUACAACUGGAAGAUAGUAACUGUCGUAUAUGAAGACAGUACAGGUCUAAUUCGUCUCCAAGAACUCAUCAAAGCUCCUUCUAGAUACAACAUUAAAAUCAAAAUCCGCCAGUUACCCUCUGGGAAUAAAGAUGCUCGACCUUUACUCAAGGAGAUGAAGAAGGGCAAAGAGUUCUAUGUGAUAUUUGAUUGCUCACAUGAUACAGCAGCAGAAAUUCUUAAACAGAUCCUCUCCAUGGGAAUGAUGACUGAAUACUAUCACUACUUUUUUACAACCCUGGAUUUGUUUGCACUAGACCUGGAACCCUACAGAUACAGUGGAGUCAAUAUGACAGGGUUUCGUCUGCUCAACAUUGACAAUGUGCAAGUGGCAUCAGUUAUUGAGAAGUGGUCAAUGGAACGGCUACAGGCACCACCCAAGCCAGAGACUGGGCUUCUGGAUGGCAUGAUGACCACAGAAGCAGCUCUGAUAUAUGAUGCUGUUUACUUGGUAGCAGUGGCUUCCCAGCGUGCCUCCCAAAUGACUGUCAGUUCCCUGCAGUGUCACAGACACAAGCCAUGGCGGUUUGGACCCAGAUUUAUGAACCUGAUAAAAGAGGCUCGUUGGGAUGGUUUGACAGGGAGAAUUACUUUCAACAAAACAGAUGGCUUAAGAAAAGAUUUUGAUCUGGACAUCAUUAGCCUCAAGGAGGAAGGAACAGAAAAGAUCGGGGUUUGGAAUUCAAACAGUGGCCUUAAUAUGACUGACAACAAUAAAGACAGAUCUACCAAUAUCACUGAUUCUCUGGCAAACCGAACACUCAUAGUCACCACUAUUUUGGAAGAUCCCUAUGUAAUGUACAAGAAAUCUGACAAACCCCUUUAUGGAAAUGACAGAUUUGAAGGAUACUGUUUGGAUUUAUUGAAGGAGUUAUCGAACAUUUUAGGUUUCAUCUAUGAAGUGAAACUAGUGUCUGAUGGUAAAUAUGGAGCCCAGAAUGACAAAGGAGAAUGGAAUGGGAUGGUCAAAGAACUCAUAGAUCAUAAAGCUGACUUGGCAGUUGCUCCUCUUACUAUUACCUACGUAAGAGAAAAAGUAAUUGACUUUUCAAAACCCUUCAUGACGUUGGGAAUCAGUAUUUUGUACCGAAAGCCUAAUGGCACAAACCCAGGUGUUUUCUCCUUUCUAAACCCUCUUUCUCCUGAUAUUUGGAUGUAUGUCCUCCUAGCCUGCCUUGGAGUCAGUUGUGUUCUCUUUGUCAUUGCAAGGUUUACACCCUAUGAGUGGUAUAAUCCCCACCCGUGCAACCCUGACUCAGAUGUGGUGGAAAACAAUUUUACUUUGCUUAAUAGUUUCUGGUUUGGAGUUGGAGCUCUCAUGCAGCAAGGAUCAGAGCUGAUGCCCAAAGCUCUUUCCACCAGAAUAGUUGGAGGAAUAUGGUGGUUUUUCACCUUAAUCAUCAUAUCGUCCUACACUGCAAAUUUGGCUGCUUUUUUGACCGUUGAGAGAAUGGAAUCUCCCAUUGAUUCAGCUGAUGAUUUGGCAAAGCAAACUAAGAUAGAAUAUGGGGCUGUUAGAGAUGGAUCAACAAUGACUUUCUUCAAGAAAUCCAAAAUAUCAACAUAUGAGAAAAUGUGGGCAUUUAUGAGCAGCAGGCAGCAGACAGCACUGGUGAAGAACAAUGAUGAGGGAAUCCAGCGGGUGCUCACCACCGAUUAUGCUCUGCUGAUGGAAUCCACAAGUAUAGAAUAUGUCACUCAAAGAAACUGCAAUCUCACUCAGAUUGGUGGGCUCAUUGAUUCCAAAGGUUAUGGUGUUGGAACUCCCAUUGGCUCUCCUUACAGAGAUAAAAUUACAAUUGCCAUCCUCCAGCUACAAGAGGAAGGCAAGCUGCACAUGAUGAAGGAGAAAUGGUGGCGAGGCAAUGGCUGUCCUGAGGAGGAUAGUAAAGAAGCCAGCGCCUUGGGCGUGGAGAACAUUGGUGGCAUCUUCAUUGUGCUUGCAGCAGGACUUGUUCUCUCUGUCUUUGUGGCUAUUGGAGAAUUUAUUUACAAAUCAAGGAAAAACAGUGAUAUUGAACAGUGUCUUUCUUUCAAUGCCAUAAUGGAGGAACUUGGAAUUUCACUCAAACACCAGAAGAAAUUAAAGAAAAGGCCAAGAACUAAAGGACGGUCGUCAUUCACAAGUAUCCUUACUUGUCAUCAGAGGAGGACGCUAAGAAAAGAAACUAUGGCUUGAAGACAUUCAGCUUUCUCAGUGGGGAAUAAUCAGGAGCAGAAGACAAAAGGCAAUUUAAAAAAAAACUUUGAUGCCUGUCAAUGGAGAAAUUCUGGGGAUAGAGACAUUCAUUUUAUUUCUCAGAAAAUCAGUAUGGCUUUCCCUUUUUUAUCUAGAGAAAGUUCGACAGAUUCAGAGCUCACAUAAGACUGAUGGACUACUAGUGAUCUGGGAAGUCGCUCUCUCUUUCUCUCUUUCUUUCUCUCUCAAAAUCUCAAUUUCUCUUUCUCACUUUUGAAAUGAUUUUUUGCAUCUCUCUCUUCCAGCCCUAUUCAUUGCUGUAUGUGCUUUCUAAAUGAAUAAAAACAGGGAUUUUUCAA